Molecule: messenger RNA, 2798 nt
Organism: Paramormyrops kingsleyae
Lineage: Eukaryota; Metazoa; Chordata; Actinopteri; Osteoglossiformes; Mormyridae
Product: ferritin, heavy subunit
Biological process (GO): intracellular iron ion homeostasis; iron ion transport
Cellular component (GO): cytoplasm
Molecular function (GO): ferric iron binding; ferrous iron binding
Source: RefSeq, a predicted model, not a curated record
CUGCUCCCAUCGCUCGGAUGUCCGUCUCCUCUCUCCACCAGCAGCAGCGCACAGGAUGCGCUCCGGAUGAACUUCAGCUGCACGGGAAGCAUUUAGAUGCCGUCCUGCUGUGCCGCUACCGUUGCAGAAGUUUAACUUGUUUGGGUGGGGCAAACAACCUGCUGGGACUCAACUGAUUCCGCUUCACUGUGACAUUUAAAUAUGUCGGAACCACGCUGCAAAAGACUGAAAACUAGCCUCCCUGUCUGCAAAAACCACAAAGCGCUUAGUGACAGCCGGGUGACGCAGAACCUGCCAGGCAUGGUGGAGGAGAGUCUCUGCGGCGUAACGACUUUGAUUAUGGAGGCUGCUUACAGGCUGCAAGCGCUGGCUCAGAUAUUUGAGCAGCAUGAUGUCGCCCUGCCAAGGGUAGCUGGCUUUUUCCGUCAGGAAUCGGAGAAGGAGCAGAAGCAGGCUGAGGCCAUGCUGGCCUAUCUGACGGAGCGGGGGGCACGCUACUGCAAUAAGGACAUCAAGAAGCCUGGGUGUGAGGAUGUAUGUUCCCUCAUCCCUGCCCUGGAGGUCGUGCUUGCUCAGUGGAAGGAGCUUUUGUCGUGCAUGGUGGAGCUUUGCCAGUUGGCCGGGGAACAUGGUGACCCACACACGGCCAGCACGGUCAAGGGCUGCUUCCUGGCCCCUCUGGUCCCCAAGGUCAAAGAACUGGGUGAUCUCCUGACCAACGCCAAGAGAGUGGGAUGCGGCGGCCAUAAGGCCGGCUUUGGAGAGUACCUAAUAGAUCAGCUUCUGGAGAAGCUGUCUGGGGUCUGAUCCUGCUCACCCACUCCCAUUUGUACACAUAAACACCCUGUCCAGACUCCACCCCCUUCCUUCCAAAGGAAUUUUUGGACUCAGUGUUCCUGUUGUUGAUCACUUCUGUAUAUUUAGCUGAUCCUUUCAUCCAAAGCAACAUACAAAAUUGGUGAGCCAAUUUUUGCAUCAGUUCAGGUUCAGGGUCUUGCUCAAGGGCCCAAUGGUGAAAUCACUCUGCUGACCAUGGGUUUUGAACCGACGACCUUCCAAUCAAACCAAAUUUAAUUUAUCGGUACAUUCAGUAUUAAGCAGUGUUUCCUCGUACAAGUCCUUGGUAAACAUGAAGCCAGUCAUCGUGUUUUGGAAUUGCAGGAGACCACCCACACGGGGAGAGAACUUACAAACUCCACUCACUGGGUUGGGGGCAGGAUUUGAACCCCUGACACUGGAGGUGUGAGGCUAAUGUGCUGCCCACUGAGACGCCAAACUGCACCUUCCUUUGGAAUAAGCCAAUGAGUAAAGUUGGAUGAGUAAGGAUAGAAUUUGCAGUGCUAAAAGUGCACUGUCAGGUGUUUAUGUUGGACUCUCUAGCACAGGGGUUCUCAAAGUCCAGACCGCAUUCCAGAUGCAGACCAAACCACAUGCUAAUCCGGACCCAUCCCAUAAUGCAGCUUUGGAUCAAUAUGGUUAACAUAAAAAGGCUUAAUAUGGUUUGAAGUACAAAAAUACAAUGUAGAACCACCAAAGUACACACACACAUAACUCGUCGUAACUCCCACCCAAUGAUGGUCUAAACGAUCAGCGAAUGUUAAAAAGUUCACAUUUUUGUUAUAUAUUGAUGUCUAUAUCAAAAGUUAUAGUCAUGAAAUGCUGUUUUGUUAUUGGAAACUGUCCCUGACCGACUGUUCCCAAAAAUCUGAUACAGACCUUUGAUCACAAUGUUUGAGAUCCCCUGCUCUAGCAGUCCAAGUCAGCUUAAGCUGCGAUUUGGGUGCAUGGUGUUUGGUGUGGACCACCAGGUUUUGGUGACAUUCUGCCAUACAUAACAUUCCAGAUUCACUGGCUGAGGUUAAUGACAAAUGGUGUUAUUGAGGGAAGAAGUCCGCUUUGCAUCCAGGGUCCGACUUUUCAGUCCUCGGCAAGCAAUAUAUGAAAAAAAACACAGAAUGUUAUGAUGGUCUGCUUAAGAAAAUUUUUAUCCAUGAUAAAACUGGAUGCAGGAAACUCACUGUCAGCUUUUGGUAACAUUUUUACUGAUUAUACGGUUUCUCAUUUGACCAUAAUGAUAUUUUUAUAUUAGCAAUAGCAAGAGAUUUUGAAACUCUGAAUUCCUAUUACUCAUAUUCCGUUGAAUUUAUGUUUUUUUGGUGCGUUAGGGUGUGGAUGGGAAAUUUGCUGUGGGAUAUUUCAGUGUUUAUUUUUUAUUAAAAAUAAAUUAUUAAACUUGAAAGUUCAAAACUAUAUUGAUAAAAUGCGCAGAUAUGUAGAUAUUUUUAGAAGGAGAUGGGAAGUCCAGAUAGUGGGUCACUAAUCAGUUGUUCAUUAAAAUUCAUUUUAUUCAUGUGUUCGCUCCAGUACAUUGAAAGCAUGCAUUUCAGUGUUGCUGUUGAAUACCGUAUAAGCCGAUAUAGUGGGUUCAUUUUUUCUUUUCAACUUGUUUACAUUUAAAGUUCAUAGCAAGCAAAUUAAUUUAUUAUAUACAUUAAUAUAAUAAUUUAGUAUAUACGCAGAGAAACAUUUUCAUUAAUGCAGGUAUCUGUAGUUGAGAUGUUAGUUUUUCAAUUUGCUCGAUGCUUUGUGUGUUUAUUGAUCGUCUAUUUAAUUAUUUCAUCCAAUGUUUAAUGAUACUUCCAAAGUUAUUGUGCUAUCAAUGGAAAUUGAAACGAACGUGUUAGGCUGUAAUAUUUAUGUUUCCUUUGCUCUGUGUAUUUAAUUAAAAAAAACAACCUUUGAACCCGUUAUUUUUUAAGUUUUUAUGUUGUAAAUGAAAUAAACAUCACUCUCAUUGC